Messenger RNA from Racocetra persica, 387 nucleotides. NCBI's taxonomy places the organism in Eukaryota, Fungi, Glomeromycota, Glomeromycetes, Diversisporales, Gigasporaceae. The record is from the annotation of a GenBank genome assembly.
CAAAAAAGUCUGCAAAAGAGCUAAAAGCAGAACGUCGCGCAUUACAGGAGCGUCAAAGGGCCGAGAAAGCUGCGCGAGCUGCUGGAAAUGCUGCUGCUCCAUCCAAAAAGCCCGCACAUGGAGCUGUAACUAGUACAACCGUAGGUUCUAGCUCUACUACUUCAACUGCGGCAACUUCUCCUUCUGAAACUGCUGGGCCUAUUAAAGCUAUUGACUCUAAGCAAAAGAAUUCUCAAACUAAAGAUACUAAAGAAACUAACAACAAGCAAGUUGAUAUGUUUUCUCAUUUGGAAAUUCCGAAAGGUACUAACACGAGCAUGGCUACCAAAGAAAUUCAUCCAGCAAUUUUGGUGCUUGGUUUACAAUUUUCAGAAUUCAAAAUUUGUG